CAUGUAACGAGUGGUGCGUUGAGUGAGUGUUGUGUUCACACGUGUAGUCAUUGCAGGCAUUCAUUCAUAGCUUGUGUUUACCACUCAUUCACGAAAAAAUCCGCUUUUAUUGCCAUUUGUGGUGACAUUCAAGUGAAUCGGCAGUUGUGGUGCGAGCAGUGUCUUAAGUGUCUUAAGUGGUCAUCACUUCGGGUGACAAUAAUAAUGGGAAUUCUCGAGAGAAUCGCCGAAAUCGAGAGAGAGAUCUCUCGCACGCAGAAGAAUAAAGCCACUGAAUACCAUUUGGGGGUCUUGAAGGCCAAGUUAGCCAGAUAUAGGGCACAACUGUUGGAACCGACCACCAAAUCGUCGGCCAAAGGCGAAGGUUUCGAUGUGAUGAAAAGCGGUGACGCGAGGGUCGCCCUCAUAGGGUUCCCAUCGGUCGGAAAGUCGACUCUCUUGAAUACAGUGACCGACACUCACAGCGAGUCGGCGUCCUAUGAGUUCACGACAUUAACGUGUAUUCCGGGAGUCAUUCACUAUAAGGGGGCAAACAUUCAGUUACUUGAUUUGCCCGGAAUUAUAGAGGGGGCCGCACAUGGUAAGGGUAGGGGUCGACAGGUGAUAGCAGUGGCGCGAACCUCCGAUUUGGUGAUCAUUAUGUUAGACGCGACCAAAAGCGAAGUCCAGAGAUCGCUGUUGGAGAAGGAGUUGGAAACGGUUGGCAUUCGGCUCAAUAAGAAGCCGCCGAACCUCUACUUUAAGGAGAAGAAGACGGGCGGCAUAUCAUUCAACGCCACGUGUCCUCUCACUAAAUGCGAUGAAAAGUUGGUUCAAAUGGUUUUACACGAAUACAAGAUAUUCAACGCCGAGAUUCUGUUCCGUGAAGACUGUUCGGCCGAUGACUUAAUCGAUGUGGUGGUCAAGAAUAGGGUGUAUUUGCCGUGUCUUUACAUUUACAAUAAGAUCGAUCAGAUCUCGAUGGAAGAGGUGGACCGGUUGGCCCGACAGCCGCACACAGUAGUCGUCAGUUGUAAUAUGAAACUUAAUUUAGACGCUAUGCUCGACAAGAUUUGGGAACAUUUGGCACUCAUUCAGGUCUACACUAAAAAGAGAGGCCAACCGCCUGAUUUCGAAGACGGCCUUAUUUUGAGAAGGAGUUCCACUGUAGAGCACGUCUGUCACACAAUUCAUAGGACUAUUGCCGAUACCUUUAAGUAUGCAUUGGUUUGGGGAACGAGUACUAAAUAUAGUCCACAAAGGGUUGGUCUGAAUCACGUCGUCCACCACGAAGAUGUCGUCCAAAUAAUUAAGAAAUGAUUUUUAUAUUCAUUUUAUAAUACAAUUAUUAUAAAGAAAAUUAUUAUCAAUUAUAAACACGUUUUUAAUUUAAAUAAAUGUUCAGAUCGUUUCUAUUUAUAAAUAA
Molecule: messenger RNA, 1405 nt
Organism: Oppiella nova
Lineage: Eukaryota; Metazoa; Arthropoda; Arachnida; Sarcoptiformes; Oppiidae
Source: the annotation of a GenBank genome assembly